AAUGCCCCAAAAGGAAUUGUUGGUGAAUGUACAAACACAGGAGGAGGAUAACUUACUAAAUCCAAUGCCCCAAAAGGAAUCGUUAGUGAAUGUACAAACACAGAUGGAGGAAAAUGAAAUGGGAUUGAGGAGAUAUACAAAUGAAGAUCAAAUUAAUGAAAAUAAUAAUUCUGUUGAAGUUGUAAAUGUAAAUGCUACCUCCAAAGACCGUCCGCUGAAAAGGUUUUGUUGCUGUAAUUCCAAUGAAGUGGAAGGCUUAAACAUUGAUGAAUUUCCAGAAGGAUGCAAAAAACGCCCAAAAUUGCUUUUGGAAAAUGAAGAACAACAACGUGAUAAAAACCAAAACAAAUCAUUAACGCCACCUUCACCAAAAAUAAACAAAGAAGAUAAAGAAAAGAAGAAAAAGAGGGAAAUAGAAUUGUAUCUGGAAGAAGAUGAAGUGGUUCAAGUAAUGAAAAUGAACCAGUUGUUGGCACUCAUGACUUCAAAAAGAGAUUGAACUUCUGCCUCUAAAUUUCUUUGUGAUCAUUUUAAUGAAUUUUCUGUCCGUCCAUUAAUUCUUUGUUCUUCUGAAGAGGCUGUUGUAAUUUCAAUAAUUGAUUAUGUUAAAGAAAUCCACGACUCUGACUCACUCAUUCAACGCUUAACUGAUUUAAACAAAAAAGAACGACGUGCAAUUUUUCCUGAAUAUUGGACUCAAGACAAACGUUUGGAUGGAUUUUCUAAAGGAAAUUUGAAAAAAAAGGAAAAUUUCAGAUUUCUCCAGAAAAUUAUUUGGAAGCUUUUGUUGAAUUUGAUAUGGAGGAUCAAUGGUUUGUCCAGGUGCCUGUUUAUGGGCAUUUUGUGGCUCCGGCUCCGAUCUUUUUCAAACUUUGGCUCCAUGUUCUAGCUCCUGGUUUCGGCUCCGGGCACUUUAAAAUUCUUAGCUCCGCUCCCGGAGCCAUGCCCAGCAUUGUUUUCAACCCUAUUUUCUUUCUAUUCUUUUUUCAGGUUUUACCCUCAGCACGUAUUGUUGGCAAUCUACGACGAAAUUGGCGUCAUUAUUGUCUGUUGGAACAUGGAAGUGCCUUAUGACGAAUUUUCUCCAGCUGUUCUUGCAUGUCUUCCUGAAGUUUAAUGAUCUACACAUCCUUUGUAUCCUCCAAAACGUGAAGAUUUGACGUCUUUGGAUAUUUGUUCUGUUGAUCCAGAAG
Meloidogyne enterolobii is the source of this 1193-nucleotide messenger RNA. The record is from the annotation of a GenBank genome assembly. NCBI's taxonomy places the organism in Eukaryota, Metazoa, Nematoda, Chromadorea, Rhabditida, Meloidogynidae.